AUGAAGCUCUCUUUCACCGUCUUCACUGCCGCUCUCGCCGCCGUGGCCUACGCGUCCGCGGACGUUGAUGCCACCGAGCUCGUCCGCCGUGACCGUCUCGUCGACCACAUCUCUUGCCCCCUUGUGUGCAACCCGCAGUCGUGCCUGGGCUCCCUUGCGCCCUCUGUGGCCACCUGCGGCGCUGCGCUCGCCACGGCCGGAGCGAACAUCUUCGCCGACAUCUCCUGUCUGACGGCGGCAGUGAAGACGGUCACUAGUCUCCCUGACUCUUGCAAGCAAUGCCUCGACGAGUUUGGCCUGUAG
This is a messenger RNA of Schizophyllum commune H4-8, 303 nucleotides long. RefSeq lists its product as uncharacterized. Bases 1 to 303 code for a protein of 100 amino acids. The record is from RefSeq and is a predicted model, not a curated record. NCBI's taxonomy places the organism in Eukaryota, Fungi, Basidiomycota, Agaricomycetes, Agaricales, Schizophyllaceae. The transcript is spliced from 4 exons.